Molecule: messenger RNA, 1086 nt
Organism: Beta vulgaris subsp. vulgaris (sugar beet)
Lineage: Eukaryota; Viridiplantae; Streptophyta; Magnoliopsida; Caryophyllales; Amaranthaceae
Product: adenylylsulfatase HINT3
Exons: 7
Coding region: 238-870 (210 amino acids)
Biological process (GO): purine ribonucleotide metabolic process; sulfur compound metabolic process
Molecular function (GO): adenylylsulfatase activity
Source: RefSeq, a predicted model, not a curated record
ACUCCAUAAUUUAUGUGGAGAAGGGAGUAAAGGACACAGUUUGACAAAAAAUCAAUGGGUAAUCUCAUCAUCGUCUAUGGUCGUUGAAUUCAAGUGGAUAAGCAGCCAACAAUCCACAAAAUCCUCCGCUCUUUCUUUCUUCCCUGUCUCUCUCACUCUCUCCUCCGCUCCCCUGAACCCCAGGUACUGCAGCUGCAGCAACUCGAAUGUAAAACUUGACAUACCCAAAAAUAUAAAAUGGAUUUUGAAGCUCAACGACGUCGUAUGGCUGUUUUGUGCUCUCAUCUUUGUCCACCAAUCAUCGAUUCGCACAAUACCCAGAUAGUAUCCACUUCGAAUUGCUCGUCUGACUCAACUAGGGAUUUGGUGGAAAAUCCCAAUUUUCAGAAAGAUUGCGUUUUUUGUAAAAUUAUUCAAGGAAAUUCCCCUGCUUUCAAGAUUUAUGAAGAUGAUAUGUGUCUUUGCAUUUUGGAUACAAGUCCUCUCAGUCGUGGGCACUCCCUUCUCAUUCCAAAACAUCAUUUUUGCGCUUUGGAUGCAACUCCUCCAUCUGUGAUAGCUGCCAUGUGUUCAAAAAUACCCUUCAUUAGCAAUGCAAUAAAGAAAGCUACAGGCUGUGAUUCUUUCAACCUUUUGGUCAAUAAUGGUGCAGCUGCUGGCCAAGUCAUUUUCCAUACACACAUUCAUAUAAUUCCCAGGAAGACACAUGAUCGUUUGUGGGCUUCAGAGAGCCUGAGGCGAUUAUCUCUGAAAUUGGAUCAGGAGGCACCUCAUCUCGCAGAAAGCAUUCGGGAACAUCUUUUGCUCGAAAUUAAUGAAGAAGAAUGUAAGGAUCAAGGACCAGCUUUGGCUGGGAAUUGUAGAGAUUAAUCCUUUUUUUUUGGCAACAGAGAUUAAUCCUUUGAAAUGUAAUGUAAUCUUUGUACACUGAUGAAUGCUUAAUUAUUUUUAACUCGGUCUCUCGAUUCUCAAAAGCUUGUAGAAAUAUGCAAUAUUGUAAAAAAGAAAAGAAAAUUUUUAGACAAAUCACUUUGAUGAUUAUAGAUUUAUAGCACAUUUAUAGAGAUUAUUACUUAUUUACUUGAA